UUUCAUUCAAGUAUUCAAAUAGCCGGGAGUCGCUUUCUUGACCGUUAGUCCACUGCUGAAUGCUAUCACCUGAUCACGUGACAAGUGGCCCAUGAUUAUCACAGGUAUGGAAGUAGCCAAACAAGCCUUCCUUCUUAUGGUUCUUCUGAUGUAUUUUGUUCUGUUCACAAACGGCAAACCUUUUUAUCGGAACAAGUUCCAGAAUUUCCACACACAGAAUCUUGAAAACGAUGUCCAUUUAGGCCAACUUUACAAUGCUUUCAUCAAAUCUGGUGACUCUGGUCCAGUAGCAACCGUUGGUCAACAAGAUUUUGAAAAUAUAAGACCAAAUGAAAUGGUCAAGAAAGCUUUGAGCUUGUUUGCUCAAUGGCGACCCCGAAUGUUCAACGACAAUGACGAUGACGAUUCUGAUGUUGUUCGUGCUGUCGCUAGAGGUAGCUUUACUCGACCACUUGGACAACCUCUUCGCUGGGGCUAAAUAAAUGUAACUGGAACUGAAAUUAUAAAAGAUGUUGGAGACGCUAACGUGCACAUCCGAUUUCUGACUCUGUAGGGAUUCAAACUUAUAAUUAAAGAUUCCAGUGAAAUAUAACGUUCCACAGCUUCUGUUACAAUAAACUAUGUUUUCAGAGUUCUUGUUUAUGUACCUGUCUAAGAUAAUUGGAAUUAUUAUGUUACUGUGAGAUAUUAUAUAUAUGGUUUCAAUACAAACAGUAUAUCACAAUCCUGAAUAAGAAGACUUAUUUGGAAAGUAAUGACUUGAAAUAAAGCAUUUAGC
Limulus polyphemus (Atlantic horseshoe crab) is the source of this 778-nucleotide messenger RNA. RefSeq lists its product as uncharacterized. The transcript is spliced from 2 exons. The record is from RefSeq and is a predicted model, not a curated record. Lineage: Eukaryota; Metazoa; Arthropoda; Merostomata; Xiphosura; Limulidae. Bases 92 to 478 code for a protein of 128 amino acids.